AUGUAUACUAUCAAUUCUAUAGUUGUUGAAGAAAGAAAACGUCAUCGAUCCAAUAACAUUGAAGAAGUGGAUACCGUUCUUAAAAAAGAGGCUAAAGUUGAAUUUACUUCUAGGGUUUUUUCAAAACAUGGCAUUCAUUGGACUUUACAUGAUUCACUUCUAAUUGGUCAAUACAUCAAGAAGGGUGAUAAAUUUGAGAGCCGUGCAAAUAUUGCUGCAUUUGAUCUGGAUGAUACACUAAUCACGACUAAAGGUACUAACAAAUUUCCAAAGGAUGCUAAUGAUUGGAAAUGGUGGAAUAAAAAAGUUCCAGAAAGACUAGCCAAACUCUAUGAAGAAGGGUACAAAAUCAUCAUUAUAAGUAAUCAAGCUUUGAAUACGUCAUUUGAAAUUUAUGCUGCUACAGGUUAUGAUAAAUAUCGAAAACCUAUGAUCGGAAUUUGGAAUUAUUUUGUUGAAAAACGAAAUGUUGGCGUUACUAUUGAUAAGAAGAACUGCUUUUAUGUGGGUGAUGCUGCGGGUCGCGUUAAAAAUUGGAAAUUUGGUGCUCCCAGUGAUUGGACUGACACUGAUCGGAAAUUUGCGGAAAAUAUUGAAAUUAAUUUUUAUACACCUGAAGAAUUUUUUGAUAAUGCUGAAGCUGCUCCAUUUUCAUACAAUAACUUUAAUCCAAAAAAGCUUCCACGGGAUGUUCCGUUAUUCACACCAUCAUCACAGCUUGCUCUGCCGGCUGGGAAAUGUGAAAUGGUGAUAUUAGUUGGGUACCCAGCUAGCGGAAAAUCAACAUUUGCUAAAAGAUGGUUGGUAAAUGAUGGUUAUGUGCAUGUAAACCAGGAUGCAUUGAAAACAAAACAAAAAUGUAUUAAAGCUUGCGAAACAGCUUUAAAAGAAAAUAAAUCAGUUGUUAUUGAUAACACAAAUCCUAGCAUAGAAGGUAGAAAACAAUAUAUUGACAUCGCAAAACAAUACGGGGUUCCAGUUCGAUGUUUUUGGUUCCAAGCAUCGGAAGCAUUAGCAAGACAUAAUAAUAUGUAUAGGUAUUUUAUUUCAACAAAUGAGGUUCGACCAUUACCAGAAAUAGCAUUCAAUGUAUAUAAAUCCAAAUUUUCCGAACCAAAAUUAGAAGAAGGAUUUCAAGAAAUCAAACAUAUUAACUUUAUAUUUGAAGGAAGUGAUCAUGAUAAGAAAAUAUUUGAUUUGUG
Molecule: messenger RNA, 1202 nt
Organism: Racocetra persica
Lineage: Eukaryota; Fungi; Glomeromycota; Glomeromycetes; Diversisporales; Gigasporaceae
Source: the annotation of a GenBank genome assembly